AGUGAGCUUUUCAAACGCAAGCAGAGAGCACAAAUCGAUCCCGCGAUGCGAUAGAAUAACAGCCGACAGCUUUUCUUCGACGUUUGGUAGACGAUUACGCGCCGAUUAUUUCCAAGAGGGAGGGAAAGAAGAAACAGCAAGAGACAUGGAAUCCGCGAUCGGGCACCUCGAGCAAAGCGUACAAAAAGCCGAUGGAAAAUUGGACAUGAUCGCGUGGCAAAUAGACGCUUUCGAGAAAGCUUUCGAGGAGCCGGAAGACGAGAUAUCUGUGCUUCGCCUAUUACACUCUGUUCAUCAGGUUACGAAAGAUUAUCAAAAUCUCCGUCAAGAAAUUUUGGAAGUUCAGCAGUUACAGAAACAGCUUUCUGAUUCACUUAGAGCUCAGCUUACACAGGUGCACGGACAUUUUAAUUUAUUGCGCAAUAAGAUUGUAGGACAAACUAAACCACAACUGAAAUAAAAAUCAAAUUUAUUAUAUGUUUGGAAGAAGAAUCUGAUAUAUUUUUUAGAAUAUUAUUUGAAGAAAUUUACACAUACUUUACAUGAGAUGAAAAUCAAAAGUGCAUUGUAUUGAAAAAUUAUGAGUAUCCACACUUUCUAUUGUAAAAGUAUUCAAAAUAGAGCAAAUUGCAAAAAAUC
Molecule: messenger RNA, 639 nt
Organism: Camponotus floridanus (Florida carpenter ant)
Lineage: Eukaryota; Metazoa; Arthropoda; Insecta; Hymenoptera; Formicidae
Exons: 3
Coding region: 146-460 (104 amino acids)
Source: RefSeq, a predicted model, not a curated record